GGGAACCCGAGGGUCAUCUAGACCAACCCGCCUCCCAAGGGAUUUCUUCCCACUGUCAAGCAGCUCUUCCUGUCAGAAAGUUCUUCCUGAGACUGAGUCAGAAUCUCCUUUCUUGUAACUUGAAUCCAUGGCUUCAGUUCCUGAGGGCCUCUGGAGCAGAAGAAAACAAGCUUCCUUCCUCCGCCCUGUGACAGCCCUUGAGAUAUUGACAGGGCUGAAUGGCGCGGCUCUCAUAUCCAUGUCCUGAGGGAAAGAGAGCAAAACAUUUCUCUCUCCCCUUUCUCCAGCCCAGGCAGAAUUGCAAGGGGUCAGUGCAUCUGGUUGCUAAGAAGAUGGCCAGAGUUUGGGGUCCAGCCAGGGCUGGCAGUGGGCAGGAUCCUGGCAUCGUUGGGGUUGGACUAGAUGACCCUUGGCAUCCCUCCCAACUCUUUGUUGUUGUUUAGUUGUUUAGUCAUUUAGUCGUGUCUGACUCUUCGUGACCUCAUGGACCAGAGCAUGCCAGGCACUCCUGUCUUCCACUGCCUCCUUGUCUGGGGUUGGACUAGAUGACCCUUGGGAUCCCUCCCAACUCUGCUAUGCUAUGAUUCCAUCAAGCAGCUAAAGGAACAGGGAGGAGAGCAAGAUGUAGAACGAGGGGAGGCACAACCACACACCCCAACAGCACCCUCUGGCCUGACCCACGGUGGCCUCAUCCCAGCACACUUUGACACCCGCCCCCUUGUUUUUAUUUUUAUUAAUUCAGCUGCCUGGCAACCCAGCAGCCUGGCCCCUCUUUGCCAGCUGAUGUCACAAAGUGCUGAUUUGCAUGCAAGCCUUACAGUGGCCUGCAAGAGGGAUGCCUGUCAGAUGAUGGUGAGAGACUUGCUGAGACAAGUGAUAAUGAGAAGGAACUCUGAAAGUAGGAGGAGCUCCGCAGCCCAGAGGAGAUGAGUGGCAUAUAAAUAUUAUUAUUGUUGUUAUUAGUGUCACCUGUCACUGGUGCAUGGCGACUUGGUUCCCUGGCUUGACUUGUCCACAGCUGUUGAAAGCUUCGCAGGUCUUCUUCAGCUGUGGUCCAUUCUCCAAAGGAACACAGACUCUGGGUGAGUGCUUAAACCCCCCUGGCAUCUUGCAGAGUACGGGGGUGGCACCCGCCUUUUGUAACAGUUCUGAUAUUUACUUGAUAACCAACUCCAGGCACAUGCUGAAGAGGCAUGUCCAACACAGGUCAAAGGAAGAGAGAGGGGAACAAUUUGCUCUUUUUUCUCCAGGAGAGCAGGGAAAGGGACCUCACACAGAGCCCUCUCUGACAAUUGUCUUUCUAAGGUCCGAGUCCCUGCCUCUCAGCAGUGCAGCUCUGCAGACUUAGCUCCUUUUCAUGCUGCUGGAGCCCCAAAUGGAUGGUUUGUGCACAGCCUUUGGUUUUAAGGGAAAGGCUUCUAGCAGGCUUUAGCUCAGGGCAGGAGCGUAGUGAGAUUUAUUUUAUAUUAUAUCUUUGCACCAUUGCUGAUUGUGACCCUUGAGAAAGAGGUUCCUGCUCCAAGGGGCUUACAGUCUUUAAUAUGACACAGGGAGGGAACAGGGAAGGGUUGAGGUCCAGGGUGGAUCCUGAGUCCUCCUGCAAGACCUAAGCCAGGGUCUGUAACCUCUGGAUUCCAUCUGAACCCUCUUCCUCCUUUUUUGCAAUAUGGUAAUUGAGGUGAUGCUACUAGAAUUCCAAAGGGAAUGUCAAGCAGGGAGGGAGGGAGGAAGAGAGAGGGGGCAUUCUGGUGGAGACGGAAGGUUGGAGGAGGAUUUGAAAGGGAGUUUGAAUGUUGGAGGGAGGCAGUUGAGAGUCGGUUGGGAGCAGUGGGUUCUCGAAGGGGGGUUCUUGGUGGGGGACGUGAAGCUGGGCUGGGCUUAGGACCAGUAGGACAGUCGAUAUCCCCAGGGGCAUGUGGCAAAGAGGGGCUCUGCCAGCUGCCCGGGAACAGAAUUCCCUGAAUUUAGGUGAGCCAUGGAGCCAGGCUUGGCUUGUACUGCGAAUGCCCAGAUUCCUCGCACCACCCCCUCCAAACACCUGGAAACAGCUUGACAGACCCAGGUUAUGCCUGAUUAUCAUCUUCCAAAGCAACUACUUUGUCCCAAACUUAUAUACUUUAUCAUGCAUUGGCAAAAUACUGUUAUGGAUUUGUAGGGGACACCUCUAAACCCUAGAAAUAAAUAAAUGGUAGGAUGGUGAUGAUUUGGAAAUUUAAGGAAAAGGCGUCCAGUGGGCUUCAACUUGUAUGGGGCAGGGGCCUAGAGAGAUUUAUUUUAUAUUAUUUCUCUGCACCAUCACUGCGUAUGACCCUUGAGAAAGAGGUUCCUGCCCUGAGGGGCUUACAAUCUUUAAUCUGACACAGGGAGGGAACAGUUUAAGUUUGAGGUCCUGGGUGGAUCCUAAGUCCUGCUGCGAAACAUAAGCCAGGGUCUCUGAGUUUAUGUCCCCGACAUUUCACAUCUGUAACCUCUUCCUCUGUUUUUAUUUUCCUGUCUCCUAGGUCCUAAGAGGCUUCUGUGGGAACAGAUGAAGGAAGGGGAGGCGGCCACACUUAAAAAUGGCAUUUUGGAAGUCGUGGUAUGUUUAUUCCAUGAGGAAUCCAUUCUCCACAUGUGCCAGGAGGUUGUGGUGCCAACCUGAGCAAACAUUCUGGUGAAAUCCCUGGACAGACGUGAUGACGCUCAGGUACUGGGGCAGAGGGAAGGAAGGGCGACCUUCUGAAACAUGUUUGGGGAGUUGUAGGAACACUCUCUCCACCUGUGGCUUCCAGAAAGUGCUUUUCAGAAGCAUUCCUCCCUCCAACCUGGUUGCCUUGCAAUAACACUCUCCACCAGGCAAUUGUCUCACCCUCUUUGAAAGCCACCUCAUCCAAGAUGCUCUUGUGAGGCAUCUGAUUCUCCUGGGCUUCCUUGUUCCUGCAAGAUUGGCAGUGUGAUCUUGUUCACUCAUCUAAAGAAUGGAAAAGGGAGCAGAAAGCAGGUGGGUGUCCGGGAAAAGGGACUUUGGCAUUGCCACCCAGCCCUGAAUCCCAUGUGUUUUGACCCUGUGAGAUUCUGGUGUGAGCCCCAGAACAUAACCCCCAUGUCAGUGGCAGGCUUCCUGUUGAGAGCAUCCACCACACUGGACAUUCAAAGGCCUCUUCUACCACUUUCACGGUCUUGGCUUCCACCAAGGAAUCCUGGGAACUGUCCUUUGUCCAGGACCUACCAUCCCCGACAGCUCCCAUUCCCAGCACCCGGAACACACUACAGGAUUUCUAGGAUUCUCCAUGAUAGUGAAAGUGGAGAGAGAAGCCUUUGAAUAUUUGGUGUGGCUGAGACAGCGGAAUGUGCAUCUGAGCUGACGUUCUGUCUGUAGUUUUUGGCCAGUCACAGCCCAUUCUCAUAUGAUGUCCCUCUUCCUCCACAGGGCCAGGCCUCCAGGGAUGAGGCUCCAGCUCCGGCUCCCAGGAUGAAGGACCAGAGGACAUCCCUGUGAUUCCUGGCUGCCAUCCCUCGUGCCUCUGCCCCACUGCCCCUUCUCUGUGUGGGCAUGGCUCAGUCUCAGCCAUCUUUGACGCAGAAGUAGCAGCCAUAGUUUCCUCUAAUUAAGACAGCAUCUCAAGUUAUUUCAGAGAAAGAGGAGACUUUGGCUGCUGCUUCUGAGCUAGGCCGGCUGGGACGGAGCCGAAAUGGCCGUAUGGAGGGGGACAAGUUGGGGCAGCUGAUAAGAUCAGGUAGGAGGAAAUGCCCCUUCCCAGGCCCCCCACCCUCCUGCCCCAGACUGGGGCUAGCGUGGCUGGGAGCUAGGAGCCUGCUGAUGUCUCCAUUUUCUUUGCAGGGAGGGAGCCUUUCCCCAACAAAUGCUUUGUUCUGGUCAAAUCCCUGGAGAGACGUGACGACCCUCAGGUACUGGGGCAGAGGGAACAAAGGGGUCCUUCCAUAGUUUUUGACCCAUCAGAGGCCCAUUCUCAUAUGAUAUCCUGCUUCCUCCACAGGGCCACACCUCCAGGGAUGAGCCUCCAGCGCCUGCUUCCGGGAUGAAGAAUGAGAGACCAUUGUGGCGGUUCCCGGCCCCUGACCCUCGCCUGCCUCCCCCUCCGUCCAUUCUCUGUGUGGGCAUGGCUCCUUCCCGGCCCUACUUGACGCAGAAGGACGAGCCAAGGUUUCCACCCAUCAAAAGCACCUCCCGAGUUAUUCCAGAGCCAGGGGAGACUUUGGCCGCUCCUUCUGUGCCAGGCCGGCCAGGACGGAGCCUAAACGCCCGUAUGGAGGAGUUCAGGGUGGGGCAGCUGAUAAGAUCAGGUAGGAGGAAAUGCCCCUUCCCAGGUCCCCCCCUCCUGCCCCAGACUGGGGCUAGUGUGGCUGGGAGCCAGGCGCCUGCUGAUGUCUCCGUUUCCUUUGCAGGGAGGGAAAGACUCAGCCUGGCAGCCGCCGCAUCCCGGGAGGGACUGGAGCCCAGAUGAAGUCUUCUUGUCUCAGAGGUAAUGGGACAGGGGGAAGGAGGGGGGCUUAGGAAACACACAAGAAGGGCCAGCAGGAUCAGGCCAAGGACCCCUCUGGUCCAGCCUCCUCUUCUCCCAGGGGCCACCCAGAUACCAGUGGGGAAGCCACAAGCAGGAUUUGAGCGGAAGAGCCCUCUGCCCACCUGGGACUUCCUGCAACGGCUUUUCUGAAGCAUGUUGUCUCCAUCAGGACUACCAGCCUUUGACUGCCCUCUCUUCCGUUAAGUCGUCUAACCCUCAUUUAAAGCCCUGCAGCCAGAGAUGCUGUUCUGCUGCAUCUCCUGAUCACCUGACUGUUUCUGCAAAAAGGCUGCUCUUGUGAUCUCUGCACUGGGAUCUGCUUUAAGUCCCUGGGAGGGUGUGACAGCUGAAUGGGCGUCUGAGGGGACGUUCUGUCCCUGGUGUUCGGCCUGUGAUAGCCCAUUCACAUCUUUAGGGAUUCUUCCCUCGAAGCAGCCCUUAGCAUCAAGUUCUCUCCUGCUUCAAAGAUUCCUUAUUUCUUGCAGGAACUCCAGUCUUCACUGCUGUGGCUGCUGCCAGAGCCUCCCUUUUGAAUUCAACAGGUAAGAGGAAAGAAAGAUUUGCACGGGGCGGGGAGAACACACUACAAGUUGAGUGUACGUGUUCAAGCUGCAAUUAAUCCAGAAUGCGGCAGCUAGACUGGUGACUGGGAGUGGCCGCCGGGACCACAUUGGCUCCCAGUACGUUUCCGAACACAAUUCAAAGUGUUGGUGCUGACCUUUAAAGCCCUAAACAGCCUCGGUCCAGUAUACCUGAAGGAGCAUCUCCAUCCCCAUCGUUCAGCCCGGACACUGAGGUCCAGCGCCGAGGGCCUUCUGGCGGUUCCCUCAUUGCGAAAAGUGAGGUUACAGGGAACCAGAGAGAGGGCCUUCUCGGUAGUGGCGCCCGCCCUGUGGAACACCCUCCCUUCAGAUGUGAAGGAAAUAAGCAUCUGAAGGCAGCCCUGUUUAGGGAAGUUUUUAAUAUUUAAUGCUGUACUGUUUUUAACACUUGAUUGGGAGCCGUCCAGAGUGGCUGGGGAAACUCAGCCAGAUGGGCGGGGUAUAAAUAAAUUAUUAUUAUUAUUAUUAUUAUUAUUAUUAUUAUUAUUAUUAGAGGCAUUUCUUUAAAAAAGGCUUACACUAGUAAGAUGGGUUUGGGCACUGGAGGCCUUCCUACAGGGGUUGCUUGACUACAACUCCCAUUGUCCUUGACCAAUGUCCUCCACCCCCCCCCCUGCUUUUCAGCCAAACACCCAGGUGGUCACGCUGAAGUUGGAAGGUCUGCGCCUUCUGAGGUCCAUCUUUCAGCCUGCAGGGGAGAUGAGAAGGACCUUGCCUGGAUGAGGACAUGGUACAGCUCUUUCGGCUCAGAACCUCUUUCGUCAGUUUGUUUGUUUUACCUAACUUUUAUUAAAGAUAUUCUUGAUUUCCGAA
Messenger RNA from Podarcis lilfordi (Lilford's wall lizard), 5920 nucleotides. NCBI's taxonomy places the organism in Eukaryota, Metazoa, Chordata, Lepidosauria, Squamata, Lacertidae. The record is from the annotation of a GenBank genome assembly.